AUGGGAGUUGUUAGUGUUUCGAGCUCAGCUUCUCGUACACCACUAGGAUUGAACACGAAAUUUUCAACUUACAGAUCUACGGCUAAAAGGCCAUUGAUUGUAGCAUUUAAAGCAGACAAAUCCAAGAAAACAUCUUUGGUUGUACCACACGAUCAAAUCCCAUUGCCGAUAGAAACACCGAAGGAGAAGAAGAGACUUGCUGUCCGCACUGAAGUUUCUCCAUGUGAAUUGGAUGUGGAUUACAAUGAAGCUGCCGCGAAACUUGAAAACAUAUACAAGCUUAGCCCUGUAACUGAUACUUCUGAUGUGGAAGAUGUAAAUGGUGUGAUUAGGAGACGUAGGCAAAGGAAGAGGAAGACUAGUGAAGGUGAGGAAGAUGAGGGUAGGACUAGUAAAAUCAUUGUGAGGAACCAGGCGAAGAAGGCUAAACGAUUGAGUCUCGAGAAACGAAAAGCAUUGAGGAUCAAGAACGACGAGAAAUUGGUGACUUCUGUUGGAAAGCGAAAAGAUCGAAAGAAUGAAAAUGAAAAGAUUGAUGAACUUGUGAGGGAGUAUUCUGCUUCAACUGAUUUGGUCAGCCUGGACUGGAAAAAAAUGAAGAUUCCUCCAGUCCUUACUUCAGCAGAGCAUACCUGGUUAUUUAAGUUGAUGCAGCCUAUGAAAGCACUCCUUCAAUUGAAAGAGCAUUUGCAAGAAAAUAUGGGGAGAGAACCAACUGAUAGUGAAUUAGCUGAGGCAACAAAUAUGGAUGUGCUCCAAGUAAGAAAACAAAUAGAGGUCGGUCGGGCUGCCAGGAACAAGCUUAUAAAGCACAAUCUCCGGCUUGUUUUGUUUGUGAUCAACAAAUAUUUUCAAGACUUUGCAAAUGGGCCAAGAUUUCAAGAUCUUUGUCAGGCGGGAGUGAAGGGACUUAUUACAGCAAUUGAUCGCUUUGAACCCAAAAGGAGAUUCCGGCUCUCCACUUAUGGGCUGUUUUGGAUUAGACAUGCCAUCAUACGGUCAAUGACACUGUCAAGCUUCACGCGUGUUUCGUUCGGCCUGGAAUCGAUUCGAUCAGAAAUCCAGAAAGCAAAACUUGAAUUGUGGUUUCAACUUAAAAGGAAACCAACAGAGGAAGAGAUUAUUGAAAAAGUUGGGAUCUCCCCCGAGAGGUAUCAUGAAGUGACAAGGGCCUCAAAACCUGUUUUGUCUCUCCAUUCAAGACACAAAACAACAGAAGAAGAGUUGAUUAGUGGAGUUGCUGAUGUUGAUGGAGGUGAUGACCGGAGGCAAUCAGCUCUUCUCAGGCUUGCUCUUGAUGAUGUGCUCGAUUCUUUAAAACCAAAGGAGAGCUUGGUGGUCCGACAGAGAUACGGGCUUGAUGGUAAAGGGGAUAGAACAUUAGGAGAGAUUGCUGGGAACUUAAAUAUCUCGAGAGAAAUGGUCAGGAAGCACGAAGUUAAGGCACUCAUGAAGCUCAAGCAUCCAACUAGGGUGGAUUAUCUUCGCCGCUACGUUGUCUGA
Molecule: messenger RNA, 1503 nt
Organism: Dovyalis caffra
Lineage: Eukaryota; Viridiplantae; Streptophyta; Magnoliopsida; Malpighiales; Salicaceae
Source: the annotation of a GenBank genome assembly